Salarias fasciatus (jewelled blenny) is the source of this 3219-nucleotide messenger RNA. It is a transcript of the gene sart1, whose product is annotated as spliceosome associated factor 1, recruiter of U4/U6.U5 tri-snRNP. Gene Ontology annotation, cellular component: U4/U6 x U5 tri-snRNP complex. Gene Ontology annotation, biological process: mRNA cis splicing, via spliceosome; maturation of 5S rRNA. The record is from RefSeq and is a predicted model, not a curated record. The coding region runs from base 177 to 2495 and encodes 772 amino acids. The transcript has 2 exons. NCBI's taxonomy places the organism in Eukaryota, Metazoa, Chordata, Actinopteri, Blenniiformes, Blenniidae.
GAAGUGUAUUAUCAGAAUCUAACAGUCGUUCAGUGUGCGUCGUGGAGGGAUCAAGUAGUCGGAGUUCUGUGCUUCAUUAAACCACCGCGAAGAAAACACACAGCAACUACAACACUUUGGGACUUACACUGUUAUUGGACUACGAGAGAAUCCGCGCCUUCGCACUCUUUGUAACAAUGGGAUCGUCCAAGAAACAUAAGGAAAAGAGCCGCGACAAGGAGGUUGAGGAUCGCCGCCGAGAACACAAGAAACAUCGCCACAAGGAGCGAGAGAGAGAGACGUCUGACCGAGACGGGAAUCGGGAUAAAGACAAACGAAAACGCUCCAGGUCCAGGGAGAGGAGCAGGCGAGAGCCCCGCGGAAAAUCUGACAGGAGUGCCGGUGAGCCCCGAGUAAAGAAGGAGAAAGUAGAUGCUGGAUAUGAGGAAGGCGGUGGAGAUGUGGGGCCUCAGUCCGCCAGCGGAGAUGCGUCUCUCAGCAUUGAGGAAACCAACAAGCUCAGAGCAAAGCUGGGCCUGAAGCCCCUCGAGUUAAAUGAGAAUAAAAAAGAGCUCGGCACCAAAGAGGAGCCGAUCGUGGCUGAGACCAUCAAUCCUGUUGUCAUCCAGCAACAAAGGGAGAUGAAGGAAAAGCUUGCAGCCAUUAAAGAGAAACGCCUCCUCAAUCAGAAAUUAGGAAAAGUCAAAACCCUAGGUGAAGACGAAGAUCUGGAUGCAGCCGAGUGGGUGGAGAGGAGCCGAAAGAUGGCAAAAGAGAAGGAAAUGGCCGAGAAGAGAGCUAAGCUUCUGCAGGAGAUGGAUGAAGAGUUUGGCGUCAGCAAUCUGGUGGAGGAGGAAUUUGCACAAACCAAACAGUUUGCAUACACAUCCCGAGACCUAAAGGGCCUGAAGGUGCAGCACAAGGUGGAAUCCUUCAACGAGGGCCAGACUGUCAUCCUGACCCUGGAGGACAAAGGUGUACUUGAGGAGAAAGAGGAUGUGCUUGUGAACGUGGGGCUCGUCGACAAGGAAAAAGCAGAGAAGAAUGUGGAGUUAAAGAAGAAAAAGCCAGACUACAAGCCGUAUGAAGAGGAGGAGAGUGUGGAUGACAUGGUGACGUUUAAAUCACGCUCUGUGCUGUCAAAGUACGAUGAAGAGAUUGAAGGGGAGAAGAAAAAGAGUUUCCGACUGAGCACAGGCGGCUUUGCUGACGGGGAGCGUGAGCGAGAGCUGCAGGCUAUGAAAGAAAGGCUCCGCAAUCAGGCUCAGUCCCUGGAAAUGCCUUCUCUCUCCCUCGCCUCAGAGUAUUUCACACCCCAGGAAAUGGUGGGCUUCAAAAAGACAAAAAGACGCGUGAAGAAGAUCAGGAAGAAGGACAAACUCUCAACUGCAGAAGAGCUUGUCGACGACACUCGCAGCUCUGAUUUCGGUUCCAGGUCUCGAGGCAGAGGCCGCAAACAGCUGGAGGAGGAAGGUGUCGAACAAGUUCAGCUGGAAGAGACCAAACUCCCACAAGAUGCCCCUCAAAUGUCUGACGACAUCAGGAUGGCUGAAAUGGACAUCAGCGAUGAAGAGGACUUUACACCUCCUGACCCAGUCGGCAUCGAGGAGGACGAGGCAGAGCAGGAGCUGCAGAAACAGCUGGAGAAGCAGAGGAAGCUGAAGCAGAAGCAGCUCGUCAAAGACUCUGGGGAGAAAGUGGCAGAGCAGAUUAAAAGGCUUGACAAAGGCGGCGGUGAAAAUGACCCUGAGAGGAGGAACAACAUUGUUUUCAAUGCCACGUCAGAGUUUUGCAGAACGCUGGGUGACAUUCCCACUUAUGGACUGUCAGGCAACAGAGAGGACCAGGAGGAUAUUAUGGACUUUGAGCAAGAGGAAGAGAAAGACGAUGCCGGAGACUCAGAUUCCGAAAUGGAUGAAAAUGUUGGCUGGAGCACCGUUAACCUGGAUGAAGAACAAAAGCAGCCUGAUUUUUCCACAGCCUCCGCCACCAUUUUGGACGAGGAGCCCAUCGUCAACUCCGGCCUGGCUGCUGCCUUGCUGUUGUGCAAAAAUAAAGGUCUGCUGGACACUCAAAUGCAGAAGGUUGCUCGAGUCAAAGCCCCAAAAGGCGCCCUGCCCAACGACAACUACUGCAUCGAGGACAAGAUGGGCUUCGACGACAAGUACAGUCGCAGGGAAGAAUACAGAGGCUUCACGCAAGACUUCAAGGAGAAAGACGGCUAUAAGCCUGAUGUUAAGAUCGAGUAUGUGGAUGAGUCUGGGAGAAAACUCACACCGAAAGAAGCUUUCAGGCAGCUGUCGCAUCGAUUCCACGGGAAGGGCUCUGGAAAGAUGAAGACGGAGAGGAGGAUGAAAAAGCUGGAGGAAGAGGCACUGCUGAAGAAGAUGAGCAGCAGCGACACUCCCCUGGGGACUGUGGCCUUGCUUCAAGAGAAGCAGAAGUCUCAGAAAACACCGUACAUUGUGCUCAGCGGGAGUGGAAAGAGUAUGAACGCAAACACCAUUACAAAAUAAGUGCGGGAACAUGUAUCAGGUUUCAUGGAGAGGCAAACACAUUGAGAAAUGCUCACAUUCACAUUUAAAUUGAAGUGUUGGCAAUAGCAAUUUGCAUAGCUUACACAAUUGUCAUUGUUCUGUUAAAGUGAUUGUUCAAUAAAAUUAAUGCAAGAGAGAAGAAUUGUUUUAUGUGCUGAAAAUGUAUAAGCUGGAGAUUUAUUCUUUUCAGACUCCACCUGUUUUCACUAUGAGAUGUGUUUAAGUCAAACUGCAGUUUGUUUUUGCAAAUUUUGAUUGCUGGCAUUUGCAAAUGUAUAACUUUGUCAAUAGUUAUUUUAAAUUAGCAGGUGUUGAUGGACUAUUGGAUUAAAUUAAAUCUUUACAACCAUCCUAAUAUAACAGUUAAUGUAAAAAGAAGUCGCCUCAGAAAACACAUUCAGGAGAUGCAGAGUUAAGAUAACUUUUAUGAAAAAGUUGUGAAAAUUUGAUUUCUCAAAAAUGUGAACUGAAAGUCGCGAUCUGCAUAUGACAUUUAAGACAGAAGCUUUACUGUUUUAUAAUCAAGAACAACAUAAUGGGUGUUUAUAGAAUUUUUCUGGAACAGUCUAGAUGUGAUUUGUAUUCAAUAUUCAUACUUGUUGACUCUUCUGAUGUAUACAUUGGUCAUUUUAGUUAUUUUGAAUUACUACUGGAAAUUGCACCAAAAAAAAAAUAUAUAUUGAAGAACGUGUUGAUUAUUUUA